CUCGAGCAAGCAAAAUUUGGAAUCUCCCAUGGUUUAUUACAGGUGAUUUCAAUGCCUUUGGUAAUCCAGAAGAGAAAAAUGGAACUUGCACUGCUAGAGACUUGAGACGAUGCAAAAGGUUCUUGUCCUGGGUUAAUGAAGCUGGCCUCACUGACUUGGGUUUCUCGGGCCCUCGCUACACCUGGUUAAGGGGAGAUACUGCCUCGACCCACAGAGCUAGCAGAAUUGAUCGCUCUAUGUGUAAUGAUAAGUGGAACUGCUCCUUCCCAAGCACAGUGGUCCGGCACCUUCAAAAGUUUCAUUCGGAUCAUCUUCCCAUUCUUACUAGGUACUCGGUGUUGUCUCAUCACACGGCUGAUACUGAACCUUUUAGAUUUGAAGCGGCCUGGUUGCUACACCCUCAAUUCAAGGACUUCGUUCAAGCUAGUUGGAAUAAAGAUUCUGCCUUUCAAGAGACCCUUUCUGACCUGGUAGGGAAGUUACAGCAGUGGAAGACCGAAGUUUUUGGAUCCACUUUUCCUAAGAAAAGGAGACUCGUGGCUAGAUUGCAGGGAGUUACUGACAGGCUAGCUAAUUCUUUUAACCCUGGCCUAAUGAAACUGCAAAUCAAGCUCGAGAAGGAGCUGGAUCUUACCAUUGCUCAAGAGGAACUCUAUUGGUAUCAGAGGGCAAAUGAAAAAUGGGUCAAAUUUGGAGAACAAAAUACCUCAUACUUCCAUCAGCAAGCGACUAGACGAAGGAGGAGGAAUAAAAUUUUGGCCUUGCGGAAUGGGAGCGGGGACUGGAUUGAGGAUCAGGAUGCCUUGAAAAAUCUGGUUGUCCAAUUUUAUGAGUCUGUUUAUACUCAGGAGGAAGAAGUCUAUGAGGACUUAAUGCCCAAAGGGUGUUUUCCGCGUCUGCAGCAAUCAGAACUCAUGCAGCUUCUGCACCCUUUUUGCAUCCAAGACUUCCACAAAUCCAUUUUCGAAAUGAAGCCUAUGUCGGCCCCUGGACCUGAUGGCUUUCAGGCGGUGUUUUACCAGAAUUUCUGGGCUUUGGUGGGGAAAAAUCUAACGGGGAUGGCAACUCACUUCUUUGAAACAGGCAACAUACCGGAGGAGGUUUUUGAUUCUAUUGUGAUUCUAAUCCCCAAAGUGGCUCAUCCAGAGACUCCAGCUCAGUUCAGGCCCAUUAGUCUGAACAAUGUAGUCCUGAAGGCAAUCACGAAAGCUAUCGCCAAUCGGCUCAAACCUCUAAUGCCUAAACUGGUUGCUCCUACUCAAAGUGGCUUUAUUAAGGGUCGUCAAACCAACGACAACAUUAUUUUGCUGCAAGAAACUCUUCACACCUUGAGAAGCAAGAAAGGUAAGAAGGGAGGCCUAGUGAUAAAAAUCGACCUAGAGAAGGCUUAUGACCGACUUCACUGGAGCUUUCUUAGGGACACGUUGGGAGAAAUAGGCCUCCCUAGUACCUGGAUCAACCGGAUCAUGACCUGUGUCGAGAAGAACAAAAUGAGAAUAAGCUGGAAUGGAGAGCUCACCUCAACCUUCAGACCCUCUCGAGGAGUCAGACAGGGAGACCCCUUAUCCCCUUUUCUUUUUGUGCUUUGUAUGGAAAGACUGGCGCAUCGUAUUGAGCAGGCUGUAGAUGAGAAACGCUGGAAACCUAUUUCUCUUGCGAAGAAUGGCCCUCGUCUAUCCCAUUUAUUUUUCGCUGACGAUCUGAUUUUGUUUGCAGAGGCUGAGGGAGGGCAGAUCGAUGUCAUCCGUUCUUGUUUACAGGACUUUUGCUCAAGCUCGGGCCAAAAAGUGAAUUUGAGCAAAUCUGCCAUUUAUGUUUCGCCCAAUGUUCAUAGAGACAAGGCUCAGAGACUCAGUUCGAGGGCUGGGAUCACCCUUACUGAUGAUCUGGGUAAAUAUUUGGGUCUGAAAGCUAUUAAUGGCAGGAUUACUAAAGGGCGCUAUCAGGAAUUGAUUCUGAAAAUCCAACAAAAGCUUGCGACCUGGAAAGCGAAUCACCUUUCUGUAGCUGCCCGGAUCACCUUGGUGAAGUCGGUAGCCUCCUCUAUGGCAAUAUAUCCUAUGUUUACCGAACGAUUACCUGCUUGUGUCUGUUCUUCCCUUGAUAGGUUGAAUCGCCAGUUUGUGUGGGGAGAGGAAGAUGGAAAGACAAAAUUCCAUCCGAUAGCGUGGGAACAGAUGACGAAGCCGAGACAUCAAGGAGGUGUGGGGAUCAGACCCACCAGAUUGGCGAACCAAGCGAUGUUGGCCAAGGGAGCUUGGAAACUAGCCACUGGAGACCAAGCACUUUGGGCUAAAGUGAUGAGAAGCAAGUAUGGAGGGACUAGACAAGGGCUGCAAGUCAUUAACAAAAGAAAGGGAAGUUCUUUUGCUUGGAACAGUUAUGCUCAAACUGCUAACCUAUUGCGCAAAGGAGCAGCUUUUAAUGUAAAGAAUGGUCGAAAAACUAAAUUCUGGACGGACGUGUGGGUUUUGCAGGUCCCGUUGAUGGAGGUUACCACUACCGAGAUUCCCUACGGUGUGGAAUAUAAGACGGUAGCUGAUUACUGGGAGGCAAACAGUGGGUGGAAGGUUCAGGACUUCCAAGCUUACUUACCUCAAGAGAUCGUUGAUAAAAUCCGGUCGAUCAUGCUAGACCCCCUCUCCCAAGAAGAAGACAGGCUUUUCUGGAAGCUCUCAGCGAACGGAAUCUUCAACACCAGCUCGGCUUACUUGGCAGGUUCUCCAGAUCAAAGCAAUCAAAACCAUAUGGAUUGGCGCAAAAUUUGGAGGCUCCAAUGCCCAGAGAGGGUUCGGUGGUUUACUUGGCUGGCUGCAAAAGGGAGGCUUUCCACGAACAGUGUGAGGCAAUUUCGGCACCUGACCACUGACGAUAAGUGCCCACUUUGCUCAGAUACUGUUGAGACAAACCUUCACUGCCUUAGAGAUUGCACUGUGUCAAGGAAAAUCUGGGAGAAGAUGAUUGCUGCCCAGGAUCAAGCCAGGUUUUUCUCUUUGGAACAAACGUCUUGGUUCCGAAUGAACUUAAAAGGAGUUUUUGGAGGUACGGAUGCUGAGGUUUGGCCAAGCAGGUUCGCUUUAACCUGUUGGUAUGUCUGGAAAUACAGAAAUGAUUAUAUUUUCCAGGGAAAGAAGCUUGCGGAGUCGUCCCUCAUCAACUAUGUUAUAUCUAAGACAAAAGAUUGGCUUGACACCUGGGAUAGAGCAAAUCAUAAUCUAGCUUCCAUAGAGAAACCUCUUCGUGAGGACAGGCUGAUUGGGUGGAAUGCUCCUUCGGCUGGUUGGAGAAAAAUGAACACGGAUGGAGCUUCGCAAGGAUCGUCGGGGUUGGCAACCGCCGGUGGAGUUCUUCGGGACAGCGAUGGUGACUGGCUGGGUGGCUUCUGCUGCAAGAUCGGGACUGGCUCAGCUAUUUUAGCGGAACUGUGGGGAAUUCAUCAGGGACUUAUCAUGGCUUGGAAACAAGGUACCCAAUUUCUUAUUCUGGAAACAGACUCAAAAUUGGCUAUAGACCUCAUCAGGAAUCGAGAGGAUCCUGCCCAUCCUCAUUCGACUAUCUUGGCAGCUAUCAGACGUUUGCUUUCUCAGAACUGGGUGGUACAGUUAGUUCACACGUAUAGAGAGGGGAAUAGAGUCGCGGACUGGCUCUCGAAGCACAGUCUCGUCUAUCCCUUCGGUACGUGUGAGCUUACAAGUCCACCUAGGGAAUUGGAAAGACUCUUGAGGGAAGACAUAAUUGGUGUUAGCUUCUCGAGAAGAGUGAUUCUGAGCAGGGAUUAAUUUGCUUGUUGGAACCAGGGGUAUUUUGCUUCUGUUUGUCAGCUGGGCGAGUUCUUUUUUCCUGCUGUUUGAGGUUUUACACCUUCCCGGUCCUGCUGCCUGGUUGUAGGGGCAGUUCGGGAGGUGCUUGUAUCUCUCUUUGACCGUGGGCUUUUGCCUCCCUUCACUCAAAAAAAAAAAUAUAAUGUUAUUUAUGUU
Molecule: messenger RNA, 3977 nt
Organism: Linum trigynum
Lineage: Eukaryota; Viridiplantae; Streptophyta; Magnoliopsida; Malpighiales; Linaceae
Source: the annotation of a GenBank genome assembly